AUGGGCCGGCAGUGGCAGCAGACGCUGGCGCUGCUUACCGGGAUGUGGGGGGUGCAGCUGGAGCCCAACAUUUCCAUUAUGUUUUUCAACGUUUUUCGCAUUCUCCCCUUUUCGCCGGCGGGCGUCAGUGUUGCUCGACGAGAUGUCGGAGGCGAGCUGGAGCCAGACGUCAUCAGCUACAGCGCUGGGAUCAGCGCGUGCGAGAAGGGCGAGCAGUGGCAACGGGCGCUGGCGCUACUAAGCGACAUGCGGGAGACGAAGCUGGAGCCCGACGUCUCAGCUACAACGCUGGGAUCAGCGCGCGCGAGAAGAGCGAGCAGUGGCAUUGGGCGCUGGCGCUGCUGA
This is a messenger RNA of Prorocentrum cordatum, 345 nucleotides long. Lineage: Eukaryota; Dinophyceae; Prorocentrales; Prorocentraceae. The record is from the annotation of a GenBank genome assembly.